This is a messenger RNA of Alternaria alternata, 1410 nucleotides long. RefSeq lists its product as hypothetical. Lineage: Eukaryota; Fungi; Ascomycota; Dothideomycetes; Pleosporales; Pleosporaceae. The record is from RefSeq and is a predicted model, not a curated record. Gene Ontology annotation, cellular component: fungal-type cell wall. The coding region runs from base 294 to 1235 and encodes 313 amino acids. The transcript is spliced from 2 exons. Gene Ontology annotation, biological process: fungal-type cell wall polysaccharide metabolic process.
UGGUGGGCCAAGCUGUCUAGAAGAGAAGGAGAUUUUGUACAAAGUACUAUUAUUGCGCUGUCUUCCCGAUCGCGUCCUGUUCUUUACGUUGCCCACGCGCAUCAGCAACGAGAGAAGAGUGACCCUGUGUGGUGACGACCAAUAGCGCGACGACAGAAUAUUCGAAACCAAAUUUGUUCGCGACCCAUUCUAAUAUCGUUGGUAGCGAUUACUCCGGUACAAAUUCUCAAAAAAAUCGAGUUCCUACAUCGUUACGCUUCAAAGUAUUCCUAUACAUCGACCUCACCACAAAUAUGCGACGAACCGCACUCUAUUCCGCCGCGACGGCACUACUCACUAGUACCACAACCGCACAAGCCACAGCAUCAACGUCGUCAAAACGUGGUCUCUGCUACGUGCCCUCCGAAGACCAUCCCGACGACGACAAGAUAUGGACAACCGGCCCAUCACCACCAACAUGGUAUUACAACUACCAAAAGGAUCCCUCCCCAGCCUACGCCAACGACCCAGACAUGCAAUUCGUCCCCAUGCUCUGGGGAGCCAGUGAUAGCGACACUGGAACCCCCUUCCUCGACUCAGUCAAGAAGCAAAUCGCCGACGGACACAACAUAAGCUAUGUCCUUGGCUUCAACGAGCCCGAUGGUGGCCACAGCACUGGUGGUUCCAACCUCGCCGUCACCACAGCAGCCGCUCGCUGGAAAGCCGAGAUUGAGCCUCUGAAGGAACUCGGCAUCAAACUGGGUGCGCCUGCUGUUACUGGCGCAGAGUCUGGUUGGCAGUGGUUGGAAAACUUCUUCAACGAGUGUGAUGGCGGUUGUAAUCCUGAUUUCAUCCCUGUACAUUGGUACGGAAACUUCGAGGGCAUGAUGAGCCAUGUUGGACAGGUUACGAACAAAUGGCCCAAUUUGACUGUCUGGGUUACCGAGUAUGGUUACCCGAAUCAGCCGCUCGAGGCGACGCAGACUUUUUACAACCAGAGUGCUCAGAGCUUUGAUAGCUGGCCGAACGUUACGCACUACUCUUACUUCGGCGCCUUCCGCUCUGAUGUCAGCAACGUGGGUGCCAACGCCGCUAUGCUUACCCAGGACGGCAAAUUGACGGAUAUUGGAUCCUGGUAUAUGGGCGGUGCUGAGACGAACAAUGUGCCAAAGGCUUCUGGUGCUUCGAUGACGGGAGCUGCACCAGGUGCUUUUGCCUUAAGCUUCGUGGCUAUGGUGUGGUUCUACUUGGCUUAGUGUUUCUAGAAUCCAGGUUGUCCAUUCCUCAGGCUAUGGUAUCGCAAAGGCGUUGAAGGAUCGGUAUCGAUUAGAUGUUGCUAAUAGACCAAGGCUCACUUGAGCUAGAGAGUCACAAAAGACGUGCUCAUGUCACUGAGUGAGUAGCCUCGCACUGAGCCAUGAGCAAUAGAAU